This is a messenger RNA of Osmia lignaria (orchard mason bee), 894 nucleotides long. It is a transcript of the gene Fdx1, whose product is annotated as Adrenodoxin-like protein 1, mitochondrial Ferredoxin 1. NCBI's taxonomy places the organism in Eukaryota, Metazoa, Arthropoda, Insecta, Hymenoptera, Megachilidae. Gene Ontology annotation, biological process: P450-containing electron transport chain. The record is from RefSeq and is a predicted model, not a curated record. Gene Ontology annotation, molecular function: 2 iron, 2 sulfur cluster binding; electron transfer activity. Gene Ontology annotation, cellular component: mitochondrion.
UCCAAUAUUAAGCAAAAUUGGUCGAACAUAACCUUGAAGGUCAAAAUUCUGACCUUUCUCUACUGCAAUCAAUGAAGGUAGAGAUUUAUUUGUAACAUGUGGCCUGCGUUAUCGUAGCAUUGGGAAGAUAAAAAUCAGAAAAACGUCAAAAAAUGGCAUUUAUUUGGAGGCACAUGAUAAAAAGAUCAUUAGUGCUACUCAAUCAGUCAAUAAUGAUACCAAAUCUUGACAUUCAUACCUCAAAAUAUAACUUUCAUGGGGAGUACGAAAUGCAGGAUCCCAAGUCAGAGGCUGAUAUAGUAAAUGUGACUUUUAUUGACAAAACAGGGAAAAGAAUUCCUGUGAAAGGAAAAGUGGGUGAUAAUGUUUUGUAUCUAGCUCAUAGAUAUGGAAUUGAAAUGGAAGGUGCUUGUGAAGCAUCUCUAGCUUGCACUACCUGCCAUUUAUAUGUGCACUUUGAUUAUAUGGACAAACUUCCCUUAGCUGAAGAGAAAGAGGAAGAUUUAUUAGAUUUAGCACCAUUUUUGAAAGAGAAUUCAAGAUUAGAAUUGGAUGGUAUAGAGUUAGAAUUGCCACAAGCAACAAGGAAUUUCUAUGUAGAUGGUCAUGCACCAGCUGCACAUUAACAUUUUAUAGAAUCUACAUCAAAAAAUGAUGUAGAGUGACGUUUAUUCAUAGAAGACUUCAGUUAGCAGUAAAUCAACGUUGAAAUUUGGUUAUUUUUUUAAAAAAGCCGCCAGAAGUAUGUGGCACCAUCUAGCGUAAGGGACGAAAAUGAGCUUUCUGUUUUUCCCUGCAAGGGGCACAAAAAUUAUAUUUUUAAUUCUUUUAUUAGCACCAGAGGGCAAUAAUAUAUUUUAAAAAAGCGUGAAGUUUAAAUAAAUUUUCAACUCA